This is a messenger RNA of Rhea pennata, 416 nucleotides long. RefSeq names its product C-C motif chemokine ligand 28 (gene CCL28). Bases 1 to 363 code for a protein of 120 amino acids. The transcript has 3 exons. NCBI's taxonomy places the organism in Eukaryota, Metazoa, Chordata, Aves, Rheiformes, Rheidae. Gene Ontology annotation, cellular component: extracellular region. Gene Ontology annotation, molecular function: chemokine activity. The record is from RefSeq and is a predicted model, not a curated record. Gene Ontology annotation, biological process: immune response.
AUGGAUGUGAGCUUAGUCACUGUUUGUGCCAUUCUAACAGUUGCGGUCAGCCAGACAUCUGAGACUUUGUUUCCUGGGGCCUUUAGCUGUUGCACAAAAAUUUCAGAUGAAAUUCCCAAAGGAAUUCUCCAAAGAGCGGAGAGGUUUGACAUCCAGAAAGCUGAUGGCCUGUGUCACUUAGAAGCCAUCAUUCUCUACAUAGAAGGCAGAAAGUUCUGUGUAAGCCCACAGAUUAGAAAAGUUAAGAAAUGGAUGAAAAAGAAGAGGUUAAAGAAACACAGAAAAAGUGAUAGAAGACAAAGAAGAACCAAAACUAAAAAGAAAGAGAGAAGAAACAGUAACACAGUGAAGCAAGCCCCAUAAUGCAGACACCUGUGGACUACGGCACUGUGUACAAAGAAAGCAGAAUUCAUCAA